AUGUAUUUUGGUUUCAAUGCAUUAUUCCACGAACAGUCAUUUCAACUGAUAGCUAUUGUAAUAUUUGAUUUAGGAUGGGCCUUGUACGGGAUUGGCCAAGCUCUUAUUUUGAAAUAUUUUCGGGAUAAAUUUGAAAAUAUACCUUCAUGUCAACAAUUUCUCCAUUACGAUCUUUCUUUUCGUUAUGUUGAUAUUCC
This is a messenger RNA of Dentiscutata erythropus, 197 nucleotides long. The record is from the annotation of a GenBank genome assembly. NCBI's taxonomy places the organism in Eukaryota, Fungi, Glomeromycota, Glomeromycetes, Diversisporales, Gigasporaceae.